AAGUAACAUAAAAUUGUCAUAAAAUGAUAUUUUCGUAUACGGUACGUAUAAUGGAUGAAAUUAUAAGUUAUAAGAUGUGCGCAGUAAAAGUGCGCAAUGCAAAACUGCGGAAUUACCUUAAUACGUUUUGAGAAAAAACCCUACUAAAUGUAGUAAAUUUAAAGCAUAUGUUAAAAAAGAGUUUCAAGAUAAAGUUUGUUAUUCAUGUAGUGCCCGAAAUGCCCAGUGAUGAAAGUAGGAAAUCUAAAGUUAAUCCAAAGAGACAAAAAUUGGCGGAGUUAGCAGCAACCCUCAAAUCGUCAAACAAGAGAGGUGAGAGGGCAAGGAAAAGAAAAGAACGCGAGAACACGAGCAGUAAGAAAGACAAAAAAAGAAAGAAGAGGAAAAGUGUAGAUGGUGAUCAUGAUGAUGGGUCUUCUCAUGGCAAUAGGUCUGUUACCUUUUUCAUGCCAAAUGACACUUGCUAAAUUCAAUGCUGCAUGUAAACCAAUUUGGAGUUGCGAUUUUAGGAGUUGCAGUAGGACCGUAGUUUUACACGCUGGUUUUACACAACGGCGGGGUGAAGUAAGAGCAGGGCGAAAAUUGAAAUUAUUUGGAGUGCUUAUAUGAGAUCAGAUGGAAAACCAUAUUUAUUUAAGCUUCUUAAUCUAAGCUUCACAAUCCUUAAUCUUUAUUGAUCCUGACCGUAUCACACUCCAGCGAGGAUUGCUCAGUCGGAAGAGCAUUGAUAUGGAAAUGCAUAUAUGUCAUUAUAGAGUGUGCGUCACAGGUUAAGUCAACUUAUGAGUGGUAUGGUUUCAGGAAAACUGGACGGACUGUUGCGGUACUGGAAGUUGACGCACAAGCGGCCCAAUUUCAUGGUGGAUGAUCAGGAGUUGCGGGUUUUAACGGCUUUUAAACAAAUCUUAUAUUCAACCAAAACUAUUUUAAAAACAUUCUUAAAUUAGUCAAAUAACAACACUUUAACAAUAAAAUAUAGUUGACAUGAUAGUAUGCCUUUACAUUCUCUUAAUUACUCCAUAAGCUCGUUUAGAGCGCAUGUAGAAGCAUUAUACUAUCAUGUCAACUAUAUUUUAUUGUUAAAGUGUUACUGCAUGUAUUUGACUAAUUUAAGAAUGUUUCUUAAAUAGUUUUGGACUUUUCGUUGAGUAUAAGGUUUGUUUAUAAAAGCCGUUAAAAUCCGCAACUCCUGAUCAUCCACCCUAAAAUUGGGCCGCCUGUGGUUGACGGCAGACGUGGGACUCCACCUCAGCAAAACAUCACCCCCGGUCUAGCGAUCUAUAGGUCUCUUCGACCUACUUACUACAACCAUCAGCGUGACUCAGUUUGGAAAAAAAAUAUUUCCUUUACACUCCCCUGUUUGGAGAUAGUCGCCUCGGUAAAGCUAGCGGGAUGACCGGUCUGAGCAAUUUUGUACCAAAUAAUAGCGACAUUGCUAUCCCCAAACGAAAUUGUCUCAACUCUUCGUCCUGGUUUCGUGUAAAUGGAGAUUUGCGUUAACGUUGGCUAAAAUUGUUGUGUAAUGAAAAUGUAUGUAUACAUGUACUUUCAGUGAUGGAGAAUCUGACGUUGAAGAAAAUGAAGAAAGCAGAGAACCGCGGGCAAAGAAGACACCGAAACGAAAGAGAGUGAGAAUGCAAGAUAGUGAUGAGAGUGACGAAGAUGCUCUGCAUAUACACAUUGAAGAAAAUGGAGGAGAAAAUCACGAUGAUCAUGGUAGUAUGGAGGAUGAAGAAAUAAUUACCGAGCAGGAGACGGGGCACGAUGUCGAAAAGAAGAGGGGUCAGCCCCAGGGAUUAGAGACUGACAGUGAGGACAGUGAUGAUGAACAUGUUCUUAGGAAUGGUGGUCGGCCUGAGGGACAAGAAGAGGACGAGAGUGAUAACAGUGGUGAAGAAGGAAAUGCUGGUAGAAAGAGGGGUCGGUCUGAGGAUGAAGAAAGUGAAAGUAGUGAUGAUGAUGAUUUGGAUAUACCUCUGAUACGUACAAAGAGAGCAAGACAAGCUGUGCUGGAUGACGAUGAUGAUGACGAAUAGGUGAAUUUUACUUUGGAGUAAUUCAACGUUAUCUUCGCCGGUUCUGACCGCGCAGUGAUUGUGGCACACAGAUCUCAAAGGUAAACUGUAUAGCACAACCCAUUGUAUUAGUGUACAAAAUUAAGCUAGUUAAAUGUUGUUAGAUUACUUUGACAUAUAUAGAGUAUCUCACUAAUAAAUAUCCGGCAUAUUAGAAAGAAUACAAAAUGGAAAUAGAAAUCCUUCAUAGUGCUACACACAAGCGAAAAUUAUCUGACAUUUAUCACAAAUCGCGUAUUGGUGGGAAACUAGUGAAUGUAUUAAUACUUGAUAAAAAAAAUUUCCAACAAGGGUGGACGGAUUAAGCUUGAUAUUAAUUAAUUGUGUUCAUUCAUGCAAGAACCUAGUUUCCGUGUAAUGUUUAUUGUAUAAAUGUAACAAUUUAAUGUAUAGCUGUUUUAACUGUAGUAACUUCUUGUACGAUGGUUUCUAUAAUCUUUUACUUCUGUUAGAAAGAUGAUGUAAUACAUCAAAUCCGACUAUAAAGACAGAUAUCCAGUCCGCGCAAUUAGUUCCGUCCGAGGCGAAGCGGAUGACUGAAUUAAUUGCAAGGACUGUAUAUCUGGUCUCUGAGGUCUCAUCAUGUGAGCAAAAUAAAGUAAUAUCGUUCGCCAAUUUACUCAAUAACAAAUAAAGAGUCACAGCAACAACGGACCACAAUCGAUUACAUGUUUUAAUCGCAUCACGAAUUUCAUGCUCAAUUUUUUUCGGAGAAAAGUGAAAUCCUCACUUCUUCUCGAAGUAGCCGAUACAAAAAGGAGACUUAUCACAAACCUGUAACAAGUACACUUCUAUUAUUGUAAUGAUAGACCUAUAAUCGGCUAUCGCAUGUCACUGUCCGCUGUCACCAGUACACCUUUCCAGAAAGUACUCAGUCUUGGCUGUAUAGAGCCUGGUUUCUGUAAUUGCAUUGGGUUUAGAGUACUUUGUCUUGGUGACGACACAUUACGAAAACAUACAGUUAUAUUAGAUAAGAUACUAGAACCUUUUAUACCCAUUCCCAAAAACGAGACUAUAGGCCAGGCUAAUUGCUUUCCGGAAGGGUCUAUUUACUCGGCAUACAUAAUCUAAAUGCUUGCAUGGUUACCUUUGUUCCAUUCUAUGCUUACAUUUUUAGGACAAUAAUAACUAUACAUACUACGAGUAUCCGAAAUGGAAAUUAGAUGUCAAUGAGCAUAAUAAACAUGCGACAGCCGAUUAAGUUUAUAGACCCAUUGCACUGGCCACUGACGUCACAAAUCCUUAAAGUGUCCUCCAGAUGCUCCCUAACAAUAUCUGUUCGGGUACAACAACCACUACAGCGCAAAAAUUAACCAUUUUAAUACAAAAUUAUUAUAAAAUUUCACAAAAUUUGCUUUGUUUACAAAAGUUAUAUUAUGCAUAGAUUGCUAAUUUGUUCUCCAGAUGCAUCAUCACCGGCGCUGUAACGUCAAGUGCAAUGGGUCUAUUGGUAUGUGCUCUUCAGUCAUAUACUAUUCCUCGACAAAAAUGUAUAAGAUUAUAUUGAUAAGAGAGAAACGUAUAUUAAUUAAUUAUAUUCACAAAAAGCAGUUUUAUUCGACUAGGAACCUGCUGAAUAUUCUUGUAAUAAUUUUACAACAGCGCUUCGUCCAGAUAGUUUAUUUGCUUUCCCUUGGAAGCGGCCUUUCUUCCCUCCUCCUUUACCUUCCAAUAAUUCAGCAACCCUA
Paramuricea clavata is the source of this 3763-nucleotide messenger RNA. The record is from the annotation of a GenBank genome assembly. NCBI's taxonomy places the organism in Eukaryota, Metazoa, Cnidaria, Anthozoa, Malacalcyonacea, Plexauridae.